Messenger RNA from Stegodyphus dumicola, 14040 nucleotides. Its product is annotated as lateral signaling target protein 2 homolog. The record is from RefSeq and is a predicted model, not a curated record. Gene Ontology annotation, molecular function: metal ion binding. NCBI's taxonomy places the organism in Eukaryota, Metazoa, Arthropoda, Arachnida, Araneae, Eresidae. Gene Ontology annotation, cellular component: early endosome membrane.
UUUGAACUAAUGUCUAAGAAAAACUUUGUUUCUAGGGGUUUGUUGUUGUAUCCUGAUGGACCCUUCAAUGUAGAAAAAGAUUCUACUGAUCUGUCUGAGCUCUUCCGACCAUUUUGUAAUUUACUAUUCAAAAUUAGAGAUUUGCUGUGGACAUUAACUGAAGCUGAACUCCAUGCUCUUGAAAAAAUGUUAUGCAGCCAAGAGGAGCCCAAAAUUGAUGAAAAGUCUAAUUUAACUGAUGAAAUCUCUUUAAAAUUAACAGAAAAUAGUGUAUCCCACUAUUAUAAAAAACAUCAGAACUGUAAACAGUUCAUACAUGACUUUUACGCUUACAAUUUUGGAAUCAUGAUUCCUGAAAAUGGUAUUCCCGAAUGCUCUGAAGAUUCAUUAAUGCACGAGAAGCAUGAAGUAGACUUAAAAAGGUCAGAAAAAUACCAAAACAAUGUGGAAUUUGAAGUUCAAUUUGAACAUGCAUGUGGAAAUAAAAGUCAAAGGAAAUCUCCAGAAGUACCAGAGAGUGAUAUUGAGACUUUAGUUUCUGGUGAUUUUGGAAUUUCUGAUUGUGAUGAAAUUUUCUGUAAUGCUCAAAACAGAGAGAGGAUACAUUUUUAUACUGAUAAUGAAUCUUUGAGAAGCCAACAGGAAUCAAGAAAUAAAAAUUUUGAUGAAUCUGUUAGCGAUGAUAGCUUAAGGACUAAUAUGCCCAAUGCUAAUCAUUGCCAUUCAAAUAGCAUGGUUCUGAACCAGUCUCAAAAUACACCAAAACAAAUUUUAACAGAAAAUUGCUCUUACUGUGCUACUGAGAGUAUUGGUUUAGUGGGGCAUACAACUUCCUCAUUAGAAAAUCAUCUUAGCAGAUUGCAUGAUGAUUGCACUUGUGGCAAUAAUUCUUCAAGGGAGCAUCUUACUCCUUCGAGAGAAAUAAUGAGACAAGUUAUGCGAAGAGUAGAAAUUGUUCCACCUGGCCAGCGUAUAGCUGGCUAUAGUUCUGUAGAGAAUAGUCCCCGAGCAUACCAUCAUGGUUUAAUGAGUCAUUCAUUUCCUACACAUCCUGGUCACAUGCAAAAUAAUUCUCGGUCAGAUUAUACCUCUAAUCGACGCAAGACAAAGAGACAAUCUCGUAGGCGUAGCAUCCGCAACCAUUCAGUAUGUCAAGAAAAUGAUACUUCUUCCUCUAGAUGUUAUCCUACUAACAACCAAAAUAAUGCUCAUAUAGUAGAAUCAUCAUGGAAUUUGAAUCCUGUUUAUAGUUCACCUUUGACAAUUCCACGUGUUCAACAUUUGCGUCAUGAAGACGAUCCUGGUAUUAACAGUGAAGCAACCUAUUCAUCUUGUUCUAGUUGCCAGAGUAUAUCGAGUGUCUCUAGUCCUGAAUGGGAUUCUACAAGCCCAGAUACCAGCUCAUACAAUUCAGAAUGUCAAGAUGAUGAGGAAAUUGCAUUAGCUCUUCAGGCAGCAGAGAUUGCAUCUCGUAAUAAAGCACGCUCAAGAUUUAAGAGUAGUCGGGAUCUUUUGCAUAAAUUAUUUGUUUGUGUUUCUGGUGUAGCUGAUCAACUGCAAACUAACUAUGCAAGUGAUUUACGAAAUAUUCUUAAGAGUGUUUUUGACAUGAAUUGUAGUCAGGUCCAAGUUUCUGAAACUAGUAAUUCUGCUUCUGAGACUUGCAGUGGGGAAGUUCAAGGUGACUCCCUCUUGAAUGAAUCAACGCAUAAUAACAAUGAAAAUAUAUUAGGAGAUGAUGGCACUAAUCAUACAACAAACAAUAAUUCACAAGAUGAUGAUGAUAGAGAUGGAAGUUCUGUAGAUAGUGCAGAAGAAGCAGUGCCUGAUAAUUCUCCAACACCGUCACUAGUCAUUUCUGAUGUAGGCCAAGAAAAUGAAAAUAAUAGGGAAUUAAACAUUGGAAUACUUUCAGGUCCUCCAGAAUGGAUGCCAGAUGAAUUGAGCUCUAAUUGCAUGGCUUGCAAAGUACAGUUUACUAUUUUACGGAGGCGUCAUCACUGUAGAAAUUGUGGAAAGAUAUUUUGUUCUCGCUGCAGUUCCAAUUCAAUUCCUCUGCCUCGAUUUGGACACCUGAAACCUGUUCGAGUGUGCAAUCAAUGUUUCAUGUACCAGCUUACAAACCUUGUUAUGCAGAGACAGUUGUGACCCUCGUGGACCAUAUUGUUUUAACCAAUUAACUGUAAGGUCUCAAUGGUUAUGUCGGUGCUAUACUGUAAAAAGUUCAAUUUGAAAAAAGACCAUAUUAGUUUAUGGCCAAUCGUUUUUGUUACUACAGCUGUGACAGCAGCUUCCUGUAUAUAAUGUGUAUUGUUCUUUCUUUUAUGAUACUGGUUAGUUAAUAUUGUAAAAUAAUGUAGAAAAGCAUUACUUACUGUAUAUGUAUGUGGCAGCGCAGCUUGAUGCAGGGUGUUUUAGGCAUGAAGAGAUUUCUGGUUUUCCUUCCAAAGUUAAUAACUAUUUUCUCACCGAAUUACUUGUAAAAGUGUCACAUUCAAAAAUAGCAUACAUAUUAAAUACAUUGUAGAAAAUGUAAUUGUAAACUAUUAAAUUUAUAAUGGCAGUUUGCCUUUUUUAAAGGAAUUUAUUUUCAUUGUAAAGGUUUUGUAUUUUAUUCUCAUAAUUGUUACUUGUAUUUUAAUAGUAGAAGUUUUGUGUUGUGUUUAAACUAGAUUUUUUUUUUUUUUUUUUUUUUUUUUUUUUUUUGGGUGGGUGACAAAAUAUUCAGGAUAAAUUUAUUGUAUUUGGAAUACAUUUUCAGUUUUUUCAUGCAUAAUAAAUUGAAAAGCAAUAUUUUAGAAACAUUUUGGUGUAUUUAAAAUACAAAUCAAAGUUCAGUAGAAAUCUGAUUGCUUUUCAUCCAAGUACUUUCUGUUUUGUAAUAAAGCAAAACUCUGUGAAAAUUUUUUGCAUACAAUUCUGUAUAUUCAGAGAGAUGCAUGUAAGAAAUGGUUGCAGAAUGUCAUUCAGAAUACCUUAAAUAGUAUUUGCACCUUAAUCAUUGACAAGACUUUAAAAAAAUGAAUAACUAUGAAUAUUUUUAUUAACUUAGUAUGCUGCUGCCAUUUAAAUUCUACUUCUGUUUACAUUUUUAACCUACAAUUCAGUGUCCACAAGUAAGAAUAGUAAAUAGAAAGUUUGUUUUUUUAAAAAAAAUUGUGCCUAAAUAUUAAACUAUUUUUUGAUAGGUGUUUUUGUAUGAAUAAAUUUUCAUGUCAUACAUAUCUGAGAUUUGUUGAAAUAUAUAUUGAUAUCUAUAGAAUCUUAUUUUUUAAUUUUUAUAAUUUAAAAUGAAUUUUUUUCAAAGUAUAUUUACAGUCUUGUAUUCACCUAAGGGGUAUUCUGAAACUUUAUGUUGUUCUGAAAGUUUAGAAAAUAAUAACAAUAAGGAAUAUCUUUUAUUUAAAUUCAUUGAUAUUACCUGAAGUCAGGAAUUCAUCAGUACUUUUAUUUCCAAGAUUUUCAGAAGUGCUGCUUUCAAAGUAUAAAGUAAUAACCUUACAAUGCUGAAUUUUGUAAUUACAUAUAAAUAUUCAUAUUUUUGUAUAUAAAAGUUUUGACAAAUUCAUUUAUUUCUUCACAGUAUUGAUAAUCUGUAAGUUUUAAAAAGAAUGCAGUUAUAAUAUGUUCCUACAUUGGACGAUUUUGACUGUUAUUGAUCCAUUUAAGUUUGUUUGGCAAUAAAAUAAUUUCAGUUUUGUAAGUAACUUUUUUCUCAAUACAUUGUAACAUGCAUUAAAUGUAAUAGAAAGAUUCCAAAUGUCUCAAACCACAAUUGAUGAAAGCAGAAGUUUUAUGAUUAACAGGAAAUGUCUUAUCAAUAUUGUGGUGGAAAAGUAGACUUGCAUAUCAGUUCAUACACACAUACAUACACAAAUGCUUCUAUGUAAUAUUUGGCAUCCUGAAAAGGCAUAAAUUUGGAAUCAAAAGGGGGAAUUAUUUUGUUAUAUUAAAACAAUGCAAAAGUUUUAUGAUUAAUUUGAAAAAGUUAAGAUUUUUAUUUAUUUUUUAUAAUUGAUGGCAACUGUAAUAAAAAUUUACUGAUGUAAUUUUUAUAGCAUGUUCGUAGUGCUUAAAUUCCAAGUGUACUCACUAAUUCAUAAUUAAAAUUUCUAGGUUUGCUAAUAUUUUUUAUUUUCUUUUUAGUAUAAUCUUUCUCUCCUCCCAAAAAAUCAUAUUAAUUUUUGCCUUUGAUUUUCUGGCCAUGAAGAUCUGCUUUAAAAGUCAUAUCAAAUUUUUCUAAACAAAAAUUAUAAUUAAUUAUUAUUAUAGUUAUUGAGCUAUAACGAAAGCUUCUCGCCACUGCAAAUAUCGUCUGCGCAAACAGUUCACGUUGGCUUGUUUAAUCGAAUUUUGUCAAACGAUUUUUGGCUUUUGAAAGAAAGUGAUUUGCUUUAGAACACCGUGUUGUGAAAUUUAUAUAUAUAAAAAUCAUUAUCAUUUAAAACAAGGUAUCUGAAAUGGAACUAUAAUGCUACCAGAUACAUUUACUUCCAGAUCCACUGGGAAAAAAGGUCAGCUGUAGAAUGUGUACAGCCUCAGGUACUAAUGUUGUAUCAUAUGACACUCUGAAGGUUUCGUACCAAAAGUUCAAAAAUGAGGACUAUUACAUUUAAGAAGCAGAGUGCUCUAGCCAGCCUGCAAGAACUUAUGGAAGAAGACCAGCAUCUACCACACGAGAGCUUGCUAAGGAGUUGCAUGUUCAUGCCAUGUCCAUUAGUCAUGCUAUGCAUCGAAUGAACUUGACAUACAAGUUGAAUUGCUGGGUGCCCGUGCCACAUGAGCUGACUAGAGCAGAUAAGUACAGGCGUGUUUGAGCCUGCACUUAUCUGUUCAGCAGGAGUUGGAUGUUUGUGCCAUGUCCAUUAGUCACACUGUGCAUCGAAUAAACUUGACAUACAAGUUCAACCGCUGGGUGCCGCAUGAGCUGUCUAAAGCAGAUAAGGACAUACAUACACACGAAUAUCAACACAAAUAUAUCCUGUGGGCCUGCACGAAUAUCAACACAAGGACAAAAUUCCUGACUGGAUUGUCACUUGUGAUAAAAAGUGGAUGCUGAAAAUGGGGUUAGUCUGACCGAUAAAAACCAUUGGCAAUGUCACAAAACACGAUUUGACUAACAAAAAGAUCAUGCUUUUUAUCUGGUGGGAUUGCUGUGAUCUGGAAAAAGGUAAAGCCCCCGAGAGUAAGAUGUACAGCGAGAUGCUAGUCCGUGCUGACGCUGCUAUCAAGGAAAACGUGGAACUCAGUUCCAGCACAAAAGGCUAAGAUUCCAUCAAGAUAAUGUCCACAUUCACUUGCUGGACUGUAUACAGACUCGAAUGGGAUCUUUUGCCACACCUACUAUAUAGCCCCAACAUUGCUCCUUCAGACUUCUACCUUUUACCACACCUACAGCUAUAUCUUGUUGGUGUUAUCUUCCACUCUGCACAGGAUGUUCGAAAUGAGGUCGAUCUGUUUUUGAACUGGCGACCACCAGAUUUCUGGGUGGCGAAAGCUUUGAAAAAUUACUAAAAUAUUCGCAGAAAAUCAUAGAUUUGGGUGGUGACUACUGCCUGCACUAAAGAUACUUAUUUUAUUUUUUAACUUUAUUAAAAACGUUUUUUGGUGGAAAACUUUCAUUACAACCAGAUAUUAUUAAAAUUAAUUAUUACUAAAAUUAUUUGUGUAAAAGUACGCUGCUCACUAUUUAAAACUAAAUACUAUGAUUUCCAAAUUGAAGAUGCAUCAUAAUUCUAUGUAAAUUAACCUUUUUCCCGGGGCUGGGAUGUCCCACACAUUCAUAACAUUAAAUAAAGCUCAAAGAAAUUUACUAUGAAAAUUUCAAGUUUGCUACUUAAUGCAGAGCAGGAAAUGGCUGUCCCUGCUGAUCUGUUUUCCUGUUCCUUGCUGAUUGAAUAGUUGACUAAGUGGCUUCAAUACAUAAAAAAUUAGCUUCUGUAGCCCAUGUGAAAAGGUUUUGAGCAAUGCAACUAGGUAAUAAAAAAUUUGUUGUCCGUAGUCAAUGAUUUGCCAUUCACAAAACAAUUGUUUAUUGCACUAAGUCAAUAUUGAUUAUUUGUUCAUUAUUAAGCAAAUAUGAAAUUCUACUGGAGUAUGCUGUUAAAAUAUGAACUUUCUAUCGAAGUCCAAUGAAAGGCAAUUUCAUUGAGAUUUUUCAGUAAUAUACUUAUUAGCAUUCCACUGUCAAGCCAUUAACUCCACACCAUCAUGGGUCAACCUCCAUAUUUGUUGGAAUUAAAUAGCUGAGUUAAGAGAUGUUUCCUUAAAAAAAAUAAUCUUAUUUCAUUUCUUUAUUUCAAAAGCUCCCAAGUCUUGGUAAGCUCUAAAACGUUAGCUGGUACUUUGCAUUCUUCCUUACUUACUGAUGAAGCUGAUGUUUUGAUAUUGGCUAAGAUUUGCUUACUUAUUACUGCAGAGAUUUCUCCAACAAGAUUUGCAAAAAAAAUUUUUAUUAAACUUUUGUUUCACAACUACCCUAACAGUCAGUUUCAUUUAUGUUCCACUUAUAUUUUCAAUUAGUUGGCAUUUUGGGCAUAAUAUAACUUUAUCCUUUAACGUUAGCAAUUUGGAUAGAUUUGCCUUUCUCUGACUAAAGAACUAUUUUUUUUCUUCUUUGACAAUCUUUCAGUGCUGAUUUAUAUUUAAGAUUUCAUCCGAUUUUUUAUUUUCAUUUUAAUUACAUAUCUGCAAUCUUUCUUGUUACGAGUUAGUAAUGUUUUAAUAAGUAGAUGAACCUACAUCCACCAGAGACUGUUUUAAUGAAAUCUCAAAAGUAUUAUUUAAAUUGGUAAAAGAAUAAGACUAAAAAUUAAAACUAUUCAAUAUAAAAUCAACGUUUAAAUGGUUGUUUUAAAGGAUUUGUUAAAGUCAAGUAUCCAUACAAUUUCAUUAAUUUUGCAUUAUUAUUAUUUUACAAACUCGUUUGCAUAUAAUGUUUGUUCAUUUAAACACUUAUAAAAUCUGAUGUAAAAAGUAAUAUCCAGAAUACAGAAUUUUUAAUCUACAAUCAAUUCAGUUUUUAGUAAAACUAAGUUAUUUACGUAUAUAAAAAAAAUUCUAUGCUUUGCUUCCAAAAAUUUAUCAAUGAGAAUUUUAGUUUGCCUUGCAUUUCAGUACUGACUGCAUAAAUUCACAUUCUAUAAUGGUUAUUGAUGCAAAAUAUAUAGCUUGGAAAAAUCACAAAUUUGCGAGAUUAUUUGCUCAUGAAAAUACAUUUAAAAGUUUGACAAAUGUUUAGUCCCAAGAAAAAUCAACAUUUAAUAUUUUCGUAAAAAUUAUUUUAUAUCUGUCAAAUAUACGAGUUUCUUUUUUUUAGCUUAGCAUUGAUGUCAUAAAAAACCUAGGGCAAUGAUAUAACUGAAAAUAAUAAUAUGAUUUAUGCUUUUGAAAAGAGCAACACAUGUUUUAGGAAACUUUAAAUGUGUUGUUUCAAAUGGACAUCUGCAACUUCAUGCAUUCAUCAAUCAGAAAGAGUGGUUAUUUAGUGGUUUCAUCAUCAAAAGUACUUUAAGUAUAAUCAUAAGUUGCUUAUUAUGUAUCUUUACAUAGGAUAUAAAUACGCUUUUUAAAGUCAUCAAAUUUUACUUCCAAUUAAUUAUGAGUGAAAUCCUUCCUAUUCUAAAGAAAAUACACACACAGCUGAAAAAGUAUUCUUUAUAUUUUAUAAGGAAGGAUAAAUCCAUAUUGUAUCUUCUUUAUUUCAAAUUUGCAUACAUUAAAUAAAAAUUCGUUGAUGUACACUUUUUAGACAUUCACUAUUGAAUACAUUUUAAGAACUUUGUAAGUAAUCAUUUAAAUUUCCAAAGUGAGAAUACUUUCAGUAAACAAAUGCUAUUUCAAUUCUAUAAGCACUAUACAAUGUAUUGAAAAAAAAUCUAUGUUACAGUUGUGUUAAAACAUUAUUAUGAAAAUGUGCAUCAUAUUUUCUUGCAUAAAUUAAGGAAAGGUGAAAGAAACUAAAUUACUUUAAUUAUGUAAUCACCUAUUUAGCGUUAAUGUCAAGACAAAAUAAAUGCAUAAAAGAACAAUAAAACGAACAUUGCAAAGUAAACAACUCACGUAUUGCUUGGUAUAUAAAGGAACGUCUAUAUUUAAAUCUAAAGGCAAUGAUUUCUAAGGCAAUUUGUACCCGUACGACUACUAAAAGUAAUACAACAAGUAUAUGAUAUUCAAGGCAGAUUUUUCUUGCUCAUUUCAUUUCAUCCAUUCAUUUAUUACAGAAUUAACACUGAUUAUUCCAAUUUUAGAAUACUAACAAAAUCAUUUUACUUUAACAAACAGAUAUUUAAAAAUUACCUAAUUUUUAAAAUAAAUGUAAUAAUUGUAUACUUUUAGAUGAGAUAAAAUAUUAAAAAUUGCAUAAAAAUGUAACGUAACAAUCCUGAACAAUUCAUGCCCUUAUAUGCAAUGUGAAAAAACAUUCAAGAAAUGUAAUCCUUUUUAGUAAUAAAUUAUUCAAUGUUAAGAAAUACAAAUAUAGAAAAUUAAAUUACAGAUUAUCACUGAUAAAAUACUUUUAGGUUGUUACCUUGCUUACUGUAUCCAUUUUCUAUUACUUAUAACUUCAAGUACUUACAUAAUUAACUUACUAAAAAACUUGUUACAUAUUUUUUUUCCAUAUGGAUAAAAUGAAUCACUAAUUUUAAUGAUAAUGUUUUAAUAACAGUCUUGGUUGAUGUCACACGAAUUUUAGCAAAUAGAUUUUUUUUUACAGAUCUUUUUAUAAUACAUUGUCUUUACAAAAACUCUCGCAUUUAAAAAUAAAGUGAAACCCAUCUUACUAUUUUAUAACAAGAAGCCUUUUUUUUUUUUUUCAUGCUAUUCAGAUGAAUUAAUGUAAUUAUGAAAAAUGUUAAAUCUUCAUUUGAAAUUACACACACAUAUAUAACCAUCAUAUAAAAGCACCUUUUUUAAUGAGCUUUUGUAUUAAAAAUACAGACUGAUAAAUGAAACAUAUUACUGAACAGAUCAUCAACAUUAGAGCAUGAAAUAGCGCAAAAGCUUUAAAAACCAAUAUUGUAAAAUUAAAGUUUUAAUUUAAAAUAAAAGUAACCAUAUUAAAGUUACUUUAAGAAUUAUAUAAUAUAAAGGAACUAACAGUCACGAUCUGAAUAAUAUAAUGCAUAUGGCAUACUUUGUUUUUAAUACUGACAUCUAUAAAGCAUACUCAUAGUUACAAAAGAAUUUAAAAACUUUACCAAACUUAAUGAAUUACAUUUUUUUAAUAUGAUCAAAAUCUAGUUAUGACUUUCAAAUUCAUGUAUCUUAUGACUUCGCAUGCUAUAAAAUUAAAUCCAUUUAUUUUUGUAAAACACAAAAUGACACAGGUAAAUGUUACUAAUUUAUUAUCUGGAAAAUUAGUAGUAUACAAGUUUUUUAAUAACAACUUAUUAAAUAUUUCCCCAACUGCUUGUUAUUAUUUAAAUAUGAUGCAUUUCAUCAUAUUGAUCAACUUUGAUAUGGGACAUAAGGAAGAAAUAUUUAAUUACUUGAUCACACUUUCCAAAGACUUUUUCCCCCUCCAUCAAAAAGUACUACACAAAAAAUAAAAAAACUAAUGAAAAGUUUUAUGAUUCCAAAUUUUGAUAGUUAUAGUUCAGUAGAACUGGCUUAACAGUUGCAAUCACUCAAGUUUUGUUUCAAUCAAAUUAAAAAUAAUGGUUACAAUAUGUAAACUAAACAUUUGAAUUAGAACAAUAGCUUUUUCCAGUAAGAUGAAAUAGCUAUGCAAGCAUUAUUUUUAUUUAAUGAGACUGAUUUACACACGUGUUUUUGCUAUAGUGUUUGACUUAAUUAUGUAAUCACAUUAAAUACUUCUGGCAAUAUUUAGCCAUAUUGCAUAAAGUACUUUGCCUAUACAUAGAUUAUAAAGAUGGAUACUGACACAUUUUUUAUUAAUACUGUUAUACAUUUCUGAAGUACAGUAAACCUUUGCCUUGUGGAAUGUGACUUUGCGUUUUCUUAACUGUCGCCAAUUUGUCUGACACCAGAAUUUCAAUUAUAUGUGAUAUGCUGCAGAGUGUCAGCCACAUUGCGACAGUCUUCUUUAAUGACUGGUUUGAAAAUUAAUUCAUUAAAAUAAGACAAACAUUGCUUAGAAUAGCAAACCUGAGCUGUUAAGUUCUCCAAAUUAUCGAUAAUGCUUCAAGAUAUGGUGCUGAAAUCCUCACAGCACUGCAUCCAUUUUAAUCCUUCUGCUGAACAUCACUUUCUUCAUCCCAUCAAUGGAUCAAGGAAUCACAAAAGCAUUCAAAGCCUAUUGUCAAGCAUGUUUACAACACUGAAAAUAAAGCAUCAGACGAAGGAUAGCACAACACACUAAUGGCAUUUUCGAAGUAAUUCAACAUAAGACACUGCAUAGAAAUGAUUAAACUCACAUGGGAACUAGUGAAUUCAACAACAAUAAAUGCUUACUGGCAUCAGCUCAGAUCAGAAGUUAUCAAAGAUUUUAAAGGAUUUCGAACCAUUGAAAAUGAAGCCACGGAAAUCAUAUGAAUUGCAAAAGCAAUAGUCAGUGAAGGAAAUGAAAGAAUUAGUCAAAAAUGACAAAUGAAAAAUUGGAUUAUAACACUAGAAGACAGUGAAGAAAAUAAAGGUGUUUUAAUGCACAAAAAGUUGUUGUUAAAAACCAACUGUUAAAAGAACAGUCUGAUUUUGUAAUGGAGAAUAACCCAAAUGAAUACAAAAGAGGAUACUUUACAACAGGCACUGAAAAAAAACUUUGCAUUCCUUGCUGUGAAAUGUUUAAUGAGUUGCAUCAAACAUUAUCCCAAGCGAAAAUCACUAGCUGUUUAAAAAAUAAUAAUAAUUGUAUCAUGCACCUACUUAUUAAGCAGUAGCAGGUAUCCUUUCAAUUAACAUCAGUUCCAUUUUACUCUUUCAAUUACAAUAAUAUUUAAGUCUGUAUAAAUUAUGCAAACUUUCUUAAUCUGAACUAUACUUAACCCAUGUACCAUGUGUUAAUGACAAAACCUCCACACUUGGCAAGGGUUAACUGUAUUUAAGAAAAUGUUUAAAAAUUAACUAGACACAUGGUUAAAAUGAAGUUAAAAAUAUUCUAGUUUGACAUGCUGGAACACCCAUUUACUUACGAUAAAAAAGAAAAACAAUCUAUUUUUCUAUGUCCCACUUCCUAAAAUAAGAUUAUUAUGGUUUCAGAUAUUUUUUUAAAUAAUCACAGCUGUUAUACUAUUUAAAUAUUUCUAUUAUAUAAAUUCUUCAAAAUUCAUUUAAUUUGAAUUAUUUUGGAAGAUUUACAGUUGGUUCAUUUUUAAUACAUGCAGCCACACACCAUCUCAAUAAAGAGUUAAAUUUUGCCACACAAUGAUUAUUUUACUCUAAAUUAAACCUUUAGAUUCGGGUUAUCUUAUAUAGCACUAAGUCUAAAAUUUGGACUUUGGAACAUUUUUUAAAAUUUUUGUAUGCUUUAUGCAUGUGCAUUUGAUAUUUUUUUAUGAUAAAACAUACGGAGAGCCCUGAUUCUUAAUUUCACUUCAGCACUAAAUAAAAUACCUUUAUAUUGGAGAAACAAUUUAAUUAGCAUACUGUAUGAUCAAUAAUGCAGCUGCCUUUUGCUUGGCAUACAUCCCAAACUAAAACAUUCUACAUUGAAACAUCACUGAUUUUACACCUACUGAAUAACUCAUAUCUCUAAUACUAACCUUGUGAAUUAUUAAUUAUUAAUUUUUGCUUUCAUCACUGCAUGACUAUCAACACAUGGCAGCUUGAGAAAUGAACUCUCACAGCAAUACCUAAACAAUUUAAAAAAAAAAAAAAAAAUAUUAGUAAUUGGAUACUGUAGAGUGGGUAACAUUUUUAUGGUGACAUUAUGCUUAGGGAUGAUUUCAGACUUUAGAUAAUUCUACUGAAGUGUUCAGUGUAUUGACAAGAAAUUUAACAGAAAUUUCUUUCUAUAUGCAAAAAAUAGACUGAUAUUCAGAAGCCGAAAGUUUGCAUUUUCUGCUAUUUGAAUCAAUAAUAACUGAUUUGUUGUUCAGAUAAGCCUUAAGUAUAUGUGGAAAUUUAUUUAUUUAGGACUCGGACAGGGCUUAAGCAUAAGCAGAAAAUACAACAACAUGUAAUAUAUAGUUAAACUAAUAUAAUUCUGGCCUAACUUCAUCAGCCUCCAGUAGAAGAAAGAGAAAAUUUAGCAAACAACACAUCUCAAAUCGCCAAUCUCAUGUUACAUCACCAACAGUUUUAUAGCAGAUGCUAACCAUGAACUUGAACUUUCAGAUAGUUCAGAAGGCUUUCAGAUAUCGCAAACAGAUGGCAAAAUCUUCCAAUUAAUGGAAUUUGUGCACAAGUUGUAAUAAAUAAAGACGAUAUAACAGAAACUUUUCAUAGUGACGACAAUGCCCCAAUCAUCAAUCAACUAACAGAUGGUGAAAUCUGUAGUAUGGUUGUAAAUGCAGAAAAUAUCACUACCGAUAGUGAAGAAAAUCACAGAGAGGAUAUCAAAAAUGAAAACAUUUCAAUUGAUAAUUUCGUGGAAAUUCUCAACACACCAAUUGCAGAACUUGAAUGAUGGAAGUUUUCUAUCUUUGUCAAUGUCUAAAUUAAAAAGAAAGUAUCAGCACUGAAAACGAAGUAAUAUAAAGAACCUACAUUGAAAGAAAUCUUUAACAAAGCAAACAAGUAAAUAUUCAGCUUUUUUUGUAAAUUUUGAUUUCUUGAAGACAUAAAUGCUUCAUUAUUUCAUAAAACAAAUAUUCAUAAAAUAUUUUCUGUUUUUAAUUUUAUAUUAUCUACAUGUCAUUUUACUAGAUUUAAACUGCAGAUCAAAUAGCAGAAAAGUCCCAAAUCCAAAAUUUUGAAGUUUCAAUGAGUCUGGAUCUUGAACUUUGUAUUAUAUAUCAAACUAUUACAAAGACUUGCAUCACUUAAAUGAAGAUUCAUCGUAACUCUUAAAUAAAUAUGCUGCAUUAACAGUUUUUUGUGUAAAUGAGAUCUUUAAAAAUAUCAACUGGAAACUAUUAGUGUACACAAAUUAUAUUUUCAUGCAUGUUUACAAAGAAAUAAAACUAUUUGAUAUAAUAAAUACUUUUGUCCUCAGAAAUAGAGAAUAGAACAAAUAAUAAAUAAAUAUGCAUAUAACAUAAUAAAUAUUUUACAGGAAUUAAAGAUUCUUAAAAAAUAUCUCCUUAAAAUGACACUGGGAAAAAAAAAAACGGCUUUAUUUAGAAACAUCACAAAAGAAGAUACUUCCUCUAUUUUUAAACUUAAUUUAAUGUUAAAUACAGUAUAUAUAUGUUAAUGUGAUUUGCUAAAAUUAAAAUGAGCUAAAAAAAAUUAAAAUCAAAUUUCUUUUACAUUCACUAGAAUGUCAACUAUUGUAUUAAUAUAUACAAGCAUAGCAAAUUAAAAAAACUUUUCAAAAUAGGAAAUAUUGUAGAAUAGAAGCAUUUGUGCAAGGUUUAAUAAAGCAGAAUCAAAAUAACGAUACAUUACUGCUAAUAAAAUGACAUGAUUUUCUACUUCAUUAUAAUCAGUGGGCUUUUAAAAUAUUUUUAAGAAUUAUGAUUAUUUUACUGGAAUAGUCAUUCUCCUCUCUCAAUUUGAAUGGGAAAUAUCUUAAACGAAUACAAGUAUAUUAAAGAUCAUGUUUUACCAUUUUAGCUUUCCUCUAUUCCUGGCAUUUAAAAGCAAUCAACUACAUAUUUCACUUUAAUUUAUUUUAAUUAAAAAUAUUCAGUAAUUUCUUACUUAAAUGAAACUAAAAGUAUAAAAAUGUUUCUUAAAUAAAGCAAAUAUUUUAACCAAGACUUCUAUUAAGAAAACUCUAAGAGAAAACUUUUCAUAUUCAUGAUCUUAAGAUGUAAUUUUUAUUUCAAUUAAAGAAUUUUGCCUAGGAACAAAAAGAACAUAUACAACUUCCCCCCCCCAAACAAACAAAUUUCAAUUUUCACUCACUAGCAGUAAAGCUCUACUUAAUAAUUGCAAUUUAUAUCUAAAGUGAUUAAUAUGACUUCCUUGAGGGGGAAAAUAUCAAAAUAUAUAUUUAUGGGAUUUUCUUAAAUCAGUUACAUGUACUUAGGA